AUGGUGUGUCUAGCUUUCAGCAAAAAGACAGACGACAGUGCUUUUAUUGAUGGUUGCUUUGAUGAAAAGCACAUGUACCAGAGAAUUGAAGAGCACGAAAGAAGCAACCUCCACAAUAAUAGCUCUGAAUCCUUUUUGAUGAGGUCAAAGAAUAUGGACAUAUCUAGUCAUUUCUUUGAGAAACAAACAACAGCCAGAAAAGAGGAAGUGAAGAGAAAACAUAUAAUUGAAACCAUAAAGCUGAUUGGAAAAAGAGGCCUAAGCUAUCGGGCAACAGCUGAAGCAGCAUAUACGUUAGAUAAUGAAAAGUUGGACCAUGGAAACUUCCUUGAGAUUUUGCUACUCUUAAGCAAUUUUGAUCCCUUGCUGAAAAAUCACCUUGAUACAGUUAUUAAAAAAAGUAAAAAGCAGCAUCUAAGUGCAACAAGUAGCAAAGGACGUGGUGGCUUUGUUACAUUCAUUUCAAAAACUACAGUCAACAAUAUCAUCUGUGUAAUUUCAGCACUUUUGAAAAAAGGUAUUGCCCAAAAGAUCAGAGAUGCCGGCAUGUUCUCAAUACAGCUCGAUACAACACAGGAUAUAAACGUCUCAGACCAGUGUUCAAUAAUAAUUCGGUAUGUCACAGAUGUGGUCCAUGAACGUCUGGUUGCUGUGGUAAAUUGCACAUCCGCGACAGGGAAGGCUUUGUGUGAACUGGUUUGCAAUGUAUUGGAAUCCAUGGAAAUUGAGGUUACGAACUGUGUUGGGAACUCAACAGAUGGAGCUUCUAAUAUGCAGGGUCAGUACAACGGAUUCAGCACAUGGCUGAAUAAUAAAGCACCUGGCCAGAUUCAUGUGUGGUGCUAUACAUUUAUACUCAAUUUGGUGAUGAUGGAUGUCACAAAGAUAUCUGUUCAGGCAAUAUUGUUGUUCGGCUUGUUAAACUCUGUGCUGUAUUUAUCCGUGAAUCCUACCUUCGGAUGA
Pelobates cultripes (western spadefoot toad) is the source of this 963-nucleotide messenger RNA. The record is from the annotation of a GenBank genome assembly. NCBI's taxonomy places the organism in Eukaryota, Metazoa, Chordata, Amphibia, Anura, Pelobatidae.